AUGUCCACAACGAAACUUGGUAUACGGACGACUUUUGUGCAAACAACCGAAUCUGAUAGAAUUCGUUGCGCUGUUGUCUCAGUGGAAGAAUGCGCGCCAUCAGAGCCAAUUGGUGUGAAUUAUGAUCAAAUGUUCCUGGGAGAGGAGACGUAUCAAAUAUCACGGCUUGCUGCGCUCUCGGCGAUAUCAAAUUUAACGGGGUUUAUAGAAACUAAGCUAUCGGGAGGCAAGGUUUUGGAGAAGAAAUUGAAGCUAGUUUCGCUCAACAAGCCCUUGAGAGUGGGCUGUCUUGCCAAGAAGCCACGUUGCAUACAGCAAAAACAUGACUAUAUCUGGAGGACUUCCACACAGCCCGCUGAAUUUGCAGGUAAGCACCAUCGUAGGUGGCUUGUCAGUUUCUUCGAGGCAGGGGAUGUUGUGCUCCAUGAUCCGUUUACUAUCCAUGUCUCGACCGUGAACACUGAUCCAGAAUCGACUAUCAGACUUUCAACUGAUCUGAGGUUCUACGAUGCUUCACGGGCAUACGAUCAG
Penicillium riverlandense is the source of this 531-nucleotide messenger RNA. RefSeq lists its product as uncharacterized. The record is from RefSeq and is a predicted model, not a curated record. The annotation marks the transcript as partial. The transcript is spliced from 4 exons. NCBI's taxonomy places the organism in Eukaryota, Fungi, Ascomycota, Eurotiomycetes, Eurotiales, Aspergillaceae.